Messenger RNA from Strongylus vulgaris, 951 nucleotides. The record is from the annotation of a GenBank genome assembly. NCBI's taxonomy places the organism in Eukaryota, Metazoa, Nematoda, Chromadorea, Rhabditida, Strongylidae.
AUGCUUGCCUUACGUAAGACUCGAUUCUGUCGAAAGAACCCUGACAUGAUGGACAGUGUGCGGUAUGGAGCUCAAAACGCAUAUGCUGAAUGCCAGUACCAGUUCAAUAAAAGAAGGUGGAAUUGUACCCUCAUUGAUCCCGUCACUUUGGAAUUGAUUAGCGAUGUGAUUAUGCGGGAAGGUACCAGAGAAUCCGCCUUUGUACAUGCUGUUUCCGCUGCUGGGAGUAACGCGCGACUGUGCCCGAGGGCUGAACGAACGAUGCGGCUGCGAUCAAUCAAUGCUCUCAUUGGAUCCACAGGUGCGAUACACUGGAAAACUGCGUUGGCAUCCACGGAAGACUUUGUGCGUAGCUACGAUUAUCAGGGAUGCUCCGAUAAUGUCCAGUACGGAAUAGCCAUAUCGCGAGAGUUUGUCGAUGCUGCAGAGCGAGGGAAGAACGCAUCAAAUCGAGCCAUUUUGAAUCUGCAUAACAAUAGAGCUGGCAGACAAGUGGGUUACGCAUUCUGUCGAAAGAACCCUGACAUGAUGGACAGUGUGCGGUAUGGAGCUCAAAACGCAUAUGCUGAAUGCCAGUACCAGUUCAAUAAAAGAAGGUGGAAUUGUACCCUCAUUGAUCCCGUCACUUUGGAAUUGAUUAGCGAUGUGAUUAUGCGGGAAGGUACCAGAGAAUCCGCCUUUGUACAUGCUGUUUCCGCUGCUGGGGUGGCCUACAGAGUAACGCGCGACUGUGCCCGAGGGCUGAACGAACGAUGCGGCUGCGAUCAAUCAAUGCUCUCAUUGGAUCCACAGGGAUGCUCCGAUAAUGUCCAAUAUGGAAUAGCCAUAUCGCGAGAGUUUGUCGAUGCUGCAGAGCGAGGGAAAAACGCGUCUAAUCGAGCCAUUUUGAAUCUGCACAACAAUAGAGCUGGCAGACAAGUGGGUUACACAUUUCUUUUGCAAAGUCUGUGA